CCCCAACUCACAAAACUUAUGAACAUAACCUCCGUUUUUCAAUUUUUGGUGGUUGUACGUAGCCGUGGCAAAGCGACCAUAGUCUAGCCCUGCUAGCCCCAUAACCAUGACGUCACGUUACAGUAGCCGUACCACGUAGCACCAUUUCUCGAUCCUGCUCAAACUUGCUCAAACAUCCGCGAAUAGGUCCAAAAUGCAGCAAUCCAUUUCGCCAAACGUACGUCAACUGUCUGCAAUCGCUAAAAUUCCUAUAUGAAAGGAAUUGAGAGACUGGUAUCUAAUCAUUCUCCACUCCGUCACGUACCCAUUAGAGCACACACUUAGCCUGUUGUGAAACAUUGAGGAAUUUGGUGCCGUUGCCGUUGAUGAUAUUUAUAUCGCCUCUCAGCCCCCACGGAUAUAUCUGCUGGCAACCACAGCACAGCUGGUACCCUUCUCCCCCCUAAAGCAGUGAGUGAUGUGUGGCGAUAGCCAUCUCCCACCAGCGCCUUCUGUUGGAAAUGCGGUCGCCGUGAUCCAUCUGCGGCCAGAAGCGACAGACACGACUUCGACGCAGCGUAUGACUCCGACCACGUCCAGCUGGAGGUGUCAGCUGUCAAAUUGUCAUGCCACUGAAAAUGAAGGCAACACAAGGCUUCUAUAUGACGCCAAGCCAAAUUGGUGGUGCGGAGAUAUGAAGUUGCGGAUUCAUACAUACGGAACCCCUUCGAACGCCACAGAACAGCAUAAUCCUAUCUUUCACCAGAUGCUCAUCCGAUCAUGUGAGGCCAACUCGAGCUCUGUCGGCCGCAAGCUGGAGCUUGAUACUACCAACAAUGGCGUCAUCGGCCGUACGAUGUCAGUCGAGGUGUUAGGUCAGGUCAUUGGGGAAGGAAUUAUAGGACGAUUUUGAUGAAAAGUGGUAUCGCUUGAUAUAAGGCCGCUAUGACCAAGUAGUAUGUAUGAUGCCGUGCACACCGGCGGACGUUGAGGUUGUGUACCACAAUCAUAUCAGAAUGUAUGAUCAGAGAUGGCAGAGAUGGCAGAGAUGGCAGAGAUGGCAGAGAUGAUGGCAGAG
Molecule: messenger RNA, 1057 nt
Organism: Pseudogymnoascus destructans
Lineage: Eukaryota; Fungi; Ascomycota; Leotiomycetes; Thelebolales; Thelebolaceae
Exons: 2
Coding region: 458-892 (144 amino acids)
Source: RefSeq, a predicted model, not a curated record